This is a messenger RNA of Talaromyces amestolkiae, 2904 nucleotides long. RefSeq lists its product as uncharacterized. Gene Ontology annotation, molecular function: medium-chain fatty acid-CoA ligase activity. Bases 1 to 2904 code for a protein of 967 amino acids. The transcript is spliced from 2 exons. Gene Ontology annotation, biological process: biosynthetic process; fatty acid metabolic process. The record is from RefSeq and is a predicted model, not a curated record. Lineage: Eukaryota; Fungi; Ascomycota; Eurotiomycetes; Eurotiales; Trichocomaceae.
AUGAUGGCACCGAGUGAACUACAUGGAAGCACCCUUCCAGAGUUACCUACCUCUCUCUACGAGGCGUUCUACCAAAAUGUUGUGAAGUUCCCCAAUACUAUCGCUCUCAUCAGCACUCAGCAGCCCUCAGCUUUAUACGGCAUCCCAAGCACGUCCAUCGACAGCGCAAAGCAUGGGGCGGACUACUUACGAUGGACUUAUCAAGACCUCAGUCACGCUGUACAAAGACUUGUCACUGGGUUACAAACAAGGGGGUUGAAGAGAGGUGACCCUUUGGUUAUUUUUAUGCCGAAUACUGCGGAAUACGUUAUUGCUACUUGGGCCGCGUACGAAUUGGGCUGUACCUAUGUUCCAAUCAACCCUAAGGGUCUAUCCAAUGCCCAAGAGAUGCGGCAUAUGUUGAAAAUCGUGACAGGACAGUGUCAGUCAGACUUUGUGGGCAUUAUUGCUGGGAAGUCUGAUAUAUGUGCACGCAUCGAAGAGUUGACGUCCGAGCAGAACUGCAUGAGAAUUUUGGUCGAAGGGGAGAGGGACGGGUGGACACCGUUUAAGGAGGUGAUGUCGGAUCCUGCUCCUGAUCUCCAGCAAAGCGUGUAUAGAGAUCACGACUCAGAAUUUUCUGAUCGGACAAUUUUCUUCACUAGUGGGACCACGUCUCUCCCUAAAGGCUGUCUUAUACCAUCUGCGUAUGGCUUUUCCGCCGCUUUACGCUGGCGCGAAAGCAGUGUCCCUAUGCUGCCUGGAGACCGGGCAUUAUUUACAUUGCCAAACAACCACGGGUUUGGCUGGCUUUGUAUUAUAGGUCCCUUUCUUAACGCGGCUACAGUCGUGCUCCCGGGGCCAAGCUUCGUUCCAGAGGCUGUGGCGAAGGCCAUCAGGGAGGAGCAAGUGAGCCACGCUGGACUGGUGCCAACCAUGCUGCAUGCUCUAAGCAAUGUAUCGCUUGCAUCCGGGAAGCUCAAUUCACUUAGGCGGAUCGUAAUGGGGGGCUCCCCACCGACUGAAGAGGUCAUCAAGAUUUGCCUUGACACCUUGGGUGCGUCGGGGGUCGAAAAUCUCUAUGGUAUGACCGAGGGCGUUCUUAUCUCUACUGAUGUUGUGAGCCAUGCCAGCGAUAUAAUCAAAGGCAGAGAUGUUUCUAUUGGCACUCCACUCCCGGGUAUGACUGUUCGUGUCUGUGCCAAGGACAGUAAUGCAUCAACUAAGACUGGUGAGGCUGGUGAGAUUCAUUUCUCAGGCCCAGCUUUGAUCAAGGGUUAUAUUGGAGGAAUGGAUAGUAACUUCUACAACGGAGAGGACGGGCGCCCGUGGUUUCGUAGUGGUGAUAAAGCCUUCAUUGGUACCGACGGUCGUCUCUACUUGAUUGGUAGAUACAAAGAUACCAUUAUCCGUGGAGGCGAGAAUAUUGAACCAUCAGCCAUCGAGGCUGUCCUGGGUCAAAUCCCCGACAUCAACAUCCUUCAGCCUCAAAUUGUACGCGCACCGGACAAUAUUGCCGGCGAAGUUCCUGUUGCUGUGGUGAACCAGAAAAUCGAUGAUUCCACAGCGGAUAGACUUAAGGAUAUUGUAUUGACACGGAUGGGAAAUCUUUAUGUUCCAGCAGAAGUGAUAUCGAUACAAACAUUGGGGCAUGAAAAAUAUCCAACGACUAUGGCAGGGAAAGUCCAGAAGACCAAACUGGAGGAACUGGUCAGGACAUACUGGGAACGCCAAAAUACGCAGGGCGGGCACAGUAUUGAUGGACCGAUUUCAGGACCUCAAGUCAUGCGGUCAUUAAGCAUGGCGAUCGAAAAGACAAUGGGACACCCAAUUGACCUCUCUGCUGGGAUGAUUGAGCUAGGGAUCGACUCGAUUCGGUCUAUCGCAAUUCUCAAGCGUGUUCAAAUAGAAACAGGAGUGUCAUUGCCGUCAUCCUUGUUUUUCACCCAAGCAACAGUCGGUGCAAUCUUUCAACAAAUCAGUUCGAUUCCAGAUACGGCAGGCUUUCUUGAUUUUACACCUGUCAUGAAAGAUGCGCCUGAGGAUAGAUGCUUUUCGGUCCUGCUUCAGGGGACCCCCAGAGCGGGUGUUCCUUCCCUCUUUCUCACACCUCCAGGCUCCGGAAAUGCCUUCGUGUACAGAACAUUACCAAAAUUUUCAAAUGACUGUGCGGUCUACAGCUUUGGCUCACCAUUCCUCAUGACCAAAUCGGAAACUUCAUGGACGAUAGAAGAGACUGCCACCAUCUACGCAAACACUAUUCAAAGCAUUGAUCCGGAUGGCCCGUACAUGCUGUGCGGAUGGUCCAUGGGGACAGCUACUGCAUAUGAAACUGCAUACCAGCUCCAUGAACAAGGAAAGCAAGUACUGGGGAUCAUUAUGCUAGACUUAGCAUUACCUCGACCACCUCCUACGAUCCCGGAGGCAACUGUCGAACUGUUCGAAAUGAUGGGCGUCUUCCCCCCAAUCCGUCGUCAAGGCAAACCUGACGUGGAGAUUCCCGCAUUUCGGAAAAAGCAUCGAGUUGCAGCUUACUACGCCAAAAUGAAAUAUGCACCUCGUCCCUUUAAUAACAGAGGAAACACGAGUCGACCGAAGAUCUUCGUCAUCUGGGCUGGGCAUGGUGACCAUGACAGGAUGGCAGAUAUGGUCCUCGAAGCAACGAAACUUGCAAAGAAAGAAGGGCCAGGAACAAAACUACAAAUUAGCAAUGACUGGCUUACUGUCCCGCGUGAGUCUUUCGAUGCUGGUGGCUGGGACGAAAUGGUUGGAUCGGAGAAUGUCGAGUGGGCCAUUGUUGAAGAUGCAGAUCAUGAUACACUCAUAGAGUCAGAAGAAUUGGUCGUUUUGACUAAGGAUUUGAUGGAGAAGGCAAUGGAUAAAUGGUUGCAGCAAGCGGACCUUAAGUCCGACAUUCCAGUCUGA